Rana temporaria (common frog) is the source of this 4152-nucleotide messenger RNA. It is a transcript of the gene GMIP, whose product is annotated as GEM interacting protein. The transcript has 23 exons. Gene Ontology annotation, cellular component: plasma membrane. The coding region runs from base 366 to 3272 and encodes 968 amino acids. The record is from RefSeq and is a predicted model, not a curated record. NCBI's taxonomy places the organism in Eukaryota, Metazoa, Chordata, Amphibia, Anura, Ranidae. Gene Ontology annotation, molecular function: GTPase activator activity. Gene Ontology annotation, biological process: activation of GTPase activity; negative regulation of GTPase activity; signal transduction.
UCCACGCGCGUGAACCUCAUUUCCCUCAUUUCUUAGAAUGAGUAUCAACUUUAUAAGCCACAGUUAUUGCUUAUGUGAGAUUGAUGAAUAGAUUUCAUUUCCAGCUCUGCUGUCAGAGGACUUGAGAAGGGAAUGAUGAGAAGGAUGUCAACUGAGAAAAUGAAGUUUAUGGAAAAAGAAGAAUUGGAAUCAUCCUAUCAGCUGUCAGUUAAGGGAUGAUUUGAGAGACGGGUCUGUAGACCAUCCAAACAACGAAACCGGAUGAAAUCAGAACAGGAGAUUUUUUCCAAAAAAUGAAAAUUUCGCGAACACAGUAAGACUCAUCUGUUUGCGGUGAGUGGUGACCCUUCUUUACAGCCCAGGACAUGAACUUUGCAGGGGUGGUUGGGGCAAUACCAAGAAGAUACCAUGCAGAGGAAUGCUACCUGACUGCUCUCUGCCACUCAGCCUGGAUGGGGCGUGAAUGUCGCCCAAUGAAUUCACCAGAAUUGGCCCAGUUCUGCUUUCGGCUCAGGAAAGUAGACCAGAAGCUGCAAGAGAUGAGAGCCAUCUACCAGGGGUCAGGUCCUUUCUCUUGUGACCAGUCUGAGCUCAGGCUAUCGGAACUGCUCCAGUCUGUUGUAAUCCUCCUUUUCAAAUAUCCAGCUCUCAAAGCCCACUGCGUACAAGAAGCCAUGACCAACCUGAUCAACAGAGUGCGAGAUGUCAAUGCACACAGUGGAUCCACGGAAGGCCGCAAAAGAUUCAGUGAAAUAUUUCGGGACCUGGAUGCCUUAGAGAUAAGCCUCGGCAAUGAAACGGUGGACAUGUUCCUGAGUGAUACUGAAACUCCAAACUCCGAGACCCAACCAGAUGAGGAAGAAGAGCCUUUGAUCAGCACUCCGGUGGAACUAGCUCGGGCGGCAUGUGACAGAGAUGGGGUGGCCGUGUCCAUAGGAGAAGCAGAUGAAAUUCUCAUCCAUAGUGAAGGAGGAGUGGAGUCUGCCCUGAACUAUGCCAAGCGCUGGUGUAAAUAUAUCCGGGAAGUACUGGGGUAUAUUGAAAAGAGACUCAGCUAUGAAUCUGAAUAUGCCAAGAACAUCAUCCGACUAUGUGAGUCUGCACGGAGUGCCCUGGGCCAGCAGCAAUGUGUGCCUUUACAAGAUGUCUACCUCCUCCUUCUGGACCAUGAAUCCCAGACAGGAUCCUUGGCCAUUGAAACAAUGGCUCAGCUACAGAUGAAGAAGUAUUGCCUGCCCUUGUCAGCAAAGAAGACGGAGAUUGAGAAGUGGCGGAAGGAGUUUCGAGAGCAGUGGUUAAGGGAACAGAAAAGAAUGUCAGACACCCUGAGCUCGCUGCGCAAGGCUCGACAACAAUACGUACAACGCUGCGAAGACUUGGAAAAAGCCAAGCAACUAAGUGCCAAGAUUGAGGAGGAGCAGAAUACGGGAGGCCACCCAGGAAGUGCAAAUAAACUGGUAGAAAGACGCAGGAGAUCCCGUGAGGAGGCCCAGACCAAGGCACAAGAGGCUGAGGUCCUGUACCGAUCCUGUGUAGGGGAAGCAAACGCCAGGAGUGAGCAACAAGAGAAAGUCCGCCAGAGAAUUAUAUCCCACAUCAGGAAACUCAUUAACCAGGGGGACCAAGUGUUGAAAGAGGUGACCCAGAAUCUGAUGCAUAUGAAGAGGACACAGUGUGAAUCUGUCCCCUCAGGCUAUGGAAACCUCUUCAGCACUUGUGAACCCUAUGAGGCUGGAGACCGAUAUCUUCAGUUCAUUGUGAGCCUGCCACGCAAACAUACUGAGCCAGAAAAAUUCACCUUCCAGGAGUACAUCCCUGCAGGACAGAGGUCGUCCCCUGGUGGCAAAAGGAAGAAUGCCGUGCAGCUGGUCAGAGUAUCUUCCUCUUUGUCUGACCUAAAUGUCAAGACAGAUGAUAUUGCAAGGAUGUCUGCAGGUGAACGAGGCUCGUGGGGAAACAAGAUUUUUCACAAUGACUCUGAGAGUAUCAGUGGCAGCAGUGAACCCAGGUCGCUGGAAUCUCCUACAGAAAGUCCAGGCCACUUUGGCAAAAAAGUCGCUAAAGCCUCUUCCACAGGGACCAUGUCCUCUGAUGAUCCAGAUGAAAGAGAUUCCUUUCAUGCAGAGGAUGUUGACUCUGUUGAUGCCGCCUCUGAGAACGGCUUAAGUCUGCCAAGCUUGGUCAUGUCACCAGCUGCCCAAACCCACCGUCUUCGACGUAUCAGAGUGCCAACCAAGUGUAGGGAGUGUGAAGGCUUCAUGGUCUCUGGUGUAGAAUGUGACGAGUGCUAUUUGAUUUGUCACAAGAAAUGCUUAGAAUUUUUACUCAUCAAAUGCGGUCACAAGAAACUGCCCAACAAAGUGCCCUUAUUUGGUGUGGAUUUCUGCAAUUUCCCAAGAUACUUCCCCGAAGAGGUGCCCUUUGUCAUAAGCAAAUGUACGGCUGAGAUUGAGAUGAGGGCACUGGGACAGCAGGGUCUGUACCGAAUCAGUGGAGCUAAAGCCCGGGUGGAAAAGCUUCUGCAGGCCUUUGAGAAUGGACGUGAGCUAGUGGACUUGUCGGGACAUUCACCCCAUGACAUCACCAGCGCACUCAAACACUUUCUAAAGGAGCUCCCAGAUUCUGUGGCCACCCAUCACUUGUAUGAAGAAUUUAUGACGUUCUCAAAAGAUUUCCCUGAAGAGAGGAAAGAGACAGAGAUUCAACAAGAAGCUCUUCAACGAAUGAAGGAUAUUCUUUGCCGCCUCCCACCCAGUAACUACAAUACACUCCGCCACCUAACCGCGCACCUGUAUCAUGUUUCGGAGAGAUUUGAGGAGAACAAAAUGAAUCCUAAUAACCUGGGAAUUAUCUUCGGCCCAACGCUGAUCCGUCCAUCUCCUGGACAGGACAAGCCUAUGACCUGUCUGCUGGACUCUGGCUACCAGGCACAAGCUGUCGAAUUCCUCAUCAACAACUAUGAGAAAAUAUUUGGAAUGGAUGAGCUUCCUGUAUCCAGCCACCAGGGAGCAGCAGAGGAGCCAUCUGAGGCAGAAUUGGAUUCUGUUGAGUUACUAGUGGCAGAAGGUACAGCAGAGGGUGCUGAAGUCUGUCCUCACCCACCAGAUGUAGAUGGAAAAAUUGGUGAUGGGGUCUCCCAGGAAGAAGAAGACUUAGACGCUUCAAAUGCAACUUACUCCAGGGGUCACUUCAGCCGGCUACCAGUGAAAUCAGCUCGAGGGGAACCAAUUCGGAGGUCUGAUAGUGAAGGUGGCAAUCAGCAGAAUGACUGAGCUCCAUAUUAAAAAAGACCAGUAGCUAAUCAAGUGUUAUGUAAAAGCUAGAGAUGCAGAACACCUAGGAUCUAGAACAGGCCAAUCUGAAAUUUUUACAUGACAAUGGAAAUAAUGAGAACUUUGGCCUAAAUUUCCUGCAAAGUGCCAGUGAAUGGAGGAAUUCACAAAAGCGUUCUAGAUUUUUUUUUAUUUUUUGCUGGCGAUCAUCAGAUAUUAUAAAAAAAGUGUGGACUUAUUUAUUAAUUUGUGAAAAUGUUGGAUCUUCUUGGCAUCUCAAAGACCAGUACUGGUGUUGCCAAUGGUCAACAGUGCUUUGUGAACCUGGAAAACAACUGUGAGUUUAUAAAACAGAUAAGAAUGAGAUUAACAUUAGUGAAUGCAAGGUGGAUGCUUACAGAAGACACUAUCGGAAGAAUCUCAUUUAUAUGGAUGCGUGAGGUUGGACUUAUGAUGAAGAAGAAGCCCAUUAGAUGGGUAGCAGUGAUUGGCUCGUAAACACUCCUAAAUAUAGUAGGAAUUGUCCUGAUUUUACUGGGACAGUCCUAAUUUGCCACUGGAAAAACAUAUUUAAAAAAUACUUUUUGACUUUUCCUGCUUUCAUUUGCAUAAAUCAGAAAAUGCAUUUUAAUACGUCUGGGUACAUUUUCAUUGUAAAAUGACAAGAUGGGAAUUCCUAAGAAAAUAUGUGUUCAGAAUGUCAUCAUUCUAAAAAUCAUUGUAACAUUUGGUGGUAUGGAACAGUCCAUUGGCGGCCAGUGCUCAAUAUUUUGAGGGCACGGGCGCCAAACAAACCCGCCCCCCUCACCCGCACUACUGCAACCGUAAGCAUUUUAGGUUUGUUAGUGAAAUAUCAAACAACAAUAAAAAGGUGAAAGCA